Otolemur garnettii (small-eared galago) is the source of this 3241-nucleotide messenger RNA. It is a transcript of the gene RETREG1, whose product is annotated as reticulophagy regulator 1. NCBI's taxonomy places the organism in Eukaryota, Metazoa, Chordata, Mammalia, Primates, Galagidae. The transcript has 9 exons. Gene Ontology annotation, biological process: reticulophagy; negative regulation of neuron apoptotic process. Bases 60 to 1547 code for a protein of 495 amino acids. Gene Ontology annotation, cellular component: endoplasmic reticulum membrane. The record is from RefSeq and is a predicted model, not a curated record.
CCACCCGGGCGCGCCCGCGCGCGUCCCCGCUGCUGCCCCGCCUGGAAGCGCAGCUGAAGAUGGCGAGCUCGGCGCCCUCGGAGCACGCCGAGGAAGGAUGCGCGGCUCCCGCCGCCCGGGAUCAGGCGCAGCCGCCGCCGCCCGCGGCCUCCCCAGAUAAGGAGGAAGACCAGGAAGCUCAGGGGGAGGCGGCGGCAGCUACGGCAGGCCCGGGGCCGCAGGUGGAGGAGGCCGCGGGCCGGGUGGCUGCCGCGGUGACUUGGCUACUCGGGGAGCCGGGGCUGUGGCUGAGCUGCCGCGCUGAGGAGCUCCUGAGCUGGAAGAGGCCGCUGCGCAGCUUGCUUGGCUUCGUCGGUGCCAACCUGGUGUUCUGGUUUCUUGCAUUGACUCCAUGGAGAGUGUAUCACCUGAUUUCCAUCAUGAUACUUGGGCGUGUAAUUAUGCAAAUAAUAAAGGAUAUGGUUUUGUCUAGAACAAGAGGUGCACAGUUGUGGAGGAGUCUCAGUGAAAGCUGGGAAGUUAUCAAUUCCAAACCAGAUGAAAGACCUAGACUCAGCCACUGUAUUGCAGAAUCCUGGAUGAAUUUCAGCAUAUUUCUACAAGAAAUGUCUCUUUUUAAACAGCAGAGCCCUGGCAAGUUUUGUCUCCUGGUCUGCAGCGUGUGCACGUUUUUUACAGUCCUGGGAAGUUACAUUCCUGGGGUUAUACUCAGCUAUCUACUAUUACUGUGCGCAUUUCUGUGUCCACUGUUUAAAUGUAAUGAUAUUGGACAAAAAAUAUACAGCAAAAUCAAGUCAGUUCUGCUGAAACUAGAUUUUGGAAUUGGAGAAUAUAUAAAUCAGAAGAAACGUGAGAGAUCUGAAGCAGAUAAAGAAAAAAGUCACAAAGAUGACAGUGAAUUAGACUUUUCAGCUCUUUGUCCUAAGAUUAGCCUCACUGUUGCUGCCAAAGAGUUAUCUGUGUCUGACACAGACGUCUCAGAGGUAUCCUGGACUGAUAAUGGGACCUUCAACCUUUCAGAAGGAUACACUCCACAGACAGACACUUCCGAUGAUCUUGACCGACCCAGUGAGGAAGUUUUCUCUCGAGAUCUUUCAGAUUUCCCAUCUCUAGAAAAUGGCACAGGAACAAAUGAUGAAGAUGAAUUAAGCCUUGGCUUGCCCACUGAGCUAAGGGGAAAAAAGGAACAGUUGGAUAGUGGUCACAAACCAAGCAAAGAGAAGCAAUCAGCAGCUGGUCUCACCCUUCCUCUGAACAGUGACCAAACCUUUCAUUUGAUGAGUAACCUGGCUGGGAACGUCAUCACAGCUGCAAUGACCGCUGCCAUCAAAGACCAGUUAGGGGGUGUGCAGCAAGCACUUUCGCAGGCUGCACCCAGCCCAGGAGAGGACACAGAUACCGAAGAAGGUGAUGACUUUGAACUACUUGACCAGUCAGAGCUGGAUCAAAUUGAGAGUGAAUUGGGACUUACACAAGACCAGGAAGCAGAAGCACAGCAAAACAAGAAGUCUUCCGGCUUCCUUUCAAAUCUACUUGGAGGCCAUUAAUCUAGGAAUCAGCGGCUGGCAACAGAACACCAAAAAACCACCAAAAAAAAAUUUUCAAAAUUUCAAACAAGGAAAAAAAAAAAAAAAGAAAGAAAAAAUGGAAAAAAAUUAACUAUAAGCUUUAAUUAUUAUUUUAGAUUUUUUUUUGUUUUACUUUCCCUCCUGCAAUGGAUUGGACGUAUAUUAGCUGACAAUUAUAGAUUGAUAUUUCUGAUAGUUAUUUUUAUGUAAUAGGCAUGGAAAUGAACUUUACACAUACACACAUACAGUGUUGUCAGAGAUAAAUAUUAGGAAUUUUUUAUACAGAAAAAAGAAAAAAACCCCAAACGCCAAAUUAUUAAUAUUUUCCUAUAACUAUUCUUUAUUUUUUUCUUUACAAUUAAUUUUUCAAGCAUGCAGAAACAUUUUAUUGCAAUUCAUUGAAAAAUACAUUUGAAAUCCAUGUUGUAUUGGCUCCCUUAUUCCUAAUACCUGGAAAAGUUUGUUUUCUUUUUAACUGGUAGAUUUUGAUGUAAAAAGACAAAUUAUCAAGGUACCUUUAGUUGAAGGACUUGGGAAAUACUAUCAAAAUUAAUUUCCUAGGAAAAAAGUUUUUAAACUAUGGAUAGGCUGAAAUAUUUCCAUGUUUUUUCGGCAUUUGUAGACUUAGGCUUACUUGUAAAGUGGCAUGCUUAACUGAUGGCCAUCUCUUGCAAUGGGUGGUAUUAACCUAGAGAAAGCAAGUAGUUAUAGACAUAGACAAUGGCUACGAUGUAAACAGAUUCAGCUGUUCUGCCGUUCAUUUGCCAUGUUUGUAAUAGGGAGGUUGUGAGUGCAGACCUAUUCUGCCUGCUCAGACUUAAGUUAAACCUUUAUCUUUUAUAUUGUGUCAUAGAAAAAGUCUCCUAAAAUUGUGGAACUAGUUCUUGCUGUUCUGAGUGACUUGGGCAUCAACAAUAAAAAAAAAUAACUCUGUUUUCUUAGUUUGUAGAUAGAGAGGAAUUGCUUAGCUUUAAAGUAUAUUUAUUUGCCACUGAAGUCUAAAUAUGUAAUCUGUUUAUUCUUUGGAAGAUAGCAUAUAUUCUUCUUCCUUUAUUUUAAAUGUUUUUAGAUCACUUAAAGAACCAAAUUUGAUUUAUGGUUUUUAACAAAGGACUAAAGCAAAAAUCAAGCUAGUUUUGUUUUUGUGAUAUAAACUUUUAAGUGUUGAGGGACCAUGUCAGCAACUACCAAAAAUCUCUUUAAUCUUCAGGUAUAGCUGGCAUUUCUGUAGAUGCACGCAGACAUCUGAGACCCUCAGAAAGGAAGGAUAACCUAAGAAUAUAGGAAAUGUGUGUUGUCUUCCUUUCAUUCUAUCCCUUUUCUAAAGACUAAUUGUAGGUAAUCUGACAUUGUAAUGUAACAUCUUAUUUAUUUUUUCUUUCUGAGGUAUUACAAUAUCUAGACUGAAUUUUGCCAAAUGUUAAAGGGAGACAAGUUACUGAAGACUUUGAACACUUUUUCUUGUGACUAUGCUUAUGUGUUAUUAGUGCCUCAUGACUGUGUUUGAUGUCCUUUAUUGAUGAAGUGAGCCUGUGCCUUCAUUAAUUUGUCCAUUUAAAUACAAAUGGAAACCUGGUGUUAGAAAGUCUCUGCACUAUGUGGGUUUUGGAGGAAUACCCCUGAAUUCUAUUCAAUAAGAAAAAUACAGUCACAUGUUUAUAAGUCAUUACCAG